Molecule: messenger RNA, 226 nt
Organism: Dentiscutata heterogama
Lineage: Eukaryota; Fungi; Glomeromycota; Glomeromycetes; Diversisporales; Gigasporaceae
Source: the annotation of a GenBank genome assembly
ACCUUCAAAGAGAGCUGUUAGGAAAAAAAAAAAGAAAAACUUGUGGUUGAUAGCUGCACAGAAUUUGGAAAAGAUUAUAAGAGAUAUUAAAAGAGUAGAAAAUCCACCUAAUAGCAGCUUAGUUUUGCAAUGGAACAGAGGUUUGGAGAAAAUAAACAAGUCGACAGGUAGUGAAAUCACGUUGGUCGCCAACUUCAUUACUGAAAGCUGGUUAGAAGAAGCAAAG